AAACCCCCUCCCUCCAUGGCCUUGGCCCUCACCUCCUCCAUCCUCCGGCCGCGCGCCCUCAGCGUCCCCUUCCCCAAGCGGAGACUACAGCUCCCGGCGUGCCGCGCGCCGCCCCGCGCGAUGCACGCCGGGAGUUGUAGUCUCCGCCACGUGGAAGACGCCUCCAUCUCCCCACUCAAACCACAACUCCCGCAACCGUUCGCGUCGCCCGGCGCCAUCAUUGACCCCCCCCUCCGACUUCCGCGCAUGCGCGGUGCGGGCUGUUGUUGUGGCGGCGCGGCCGCCCGCGGCUUCACCCGGGCGGGAGCGAUGAGCGACAACGAUGACAUCGAGGUGGAGAGCGACGAGGAGCAGCCGAGGUUUCAGUCCGCGGCCGAUAAACGGGCUCAUCACAACGCGCUGGAGCGCAAGCGCAGGGACCACAUCAAGGACAGCUUCCACAGCCUGCGGGAUUCCGUGCCCUCGCUCCAAGGAGAGAAGCAACAGGCAUCCCGGGCCCAAAUCCUGGACAAAGCCACAGAGUACAUCCAGUACAUGCGCCGGAAAAACCACACACACCAGCAGGACAUCGACGACCUCAAGCGGCAGAAUGCGCUGCUGGAGCAGCAAGUGCGCGCGCUGGAGAAGGCCCGAGCCAGCGCCCAGCUCCAGGCCAGCUACCCCGCGGACAACAGCCUCUACACCAACCCCAAGGGCAGUGCCAUCUCCGCCUUCGACGGCGGCUCCGACUCCAGCUCCGACUCGGAGCCCGACGAGCCGCAGAACAGGAAGAAGCUGCGCAUGGAGGCCAGCUAGGCCCCUCCGCCGCCCCCCGGCCCGCGGCAGGACUCGCUCCCUCCGCUCCUAGAAGCUCUUGGACUGCAGCUUCCCAGCCCUCCCCGGCCCCUUCCCUGCUCCCAACGCGCCGGCCCCGGGGGGAGCCGGCCAGGCCGAGCAGAAAGACUUGGGGGGGUCAGGGAGACUCCCCCGCCAACUCCCCUCCGCUAGCGACCCCCCUCCCCUUCCCUCCUGGUUUUAUAGGAGCAUUUCUAUUUAUACCCGGGGACCAGUGCAGUCCAGAACGGGGAGGAGCCAGGCAGCCCCCCCCAAAAAAGGAGCAAGCACUGGGGGGGGAUCUCCCUAUUUAUUUUCUCCGUGUGCAACUCCACCUGCCCGAGUCGGCGGAGCACAGAGCCAGGCUUGGGGGCUCCUUCCCCACUCCUCCUCCUCCUUCCCUCCCUUGACCCUUCCCAACCUCCGUGGCAUUUUCCGAACUCCAGUGGCCCGUCCCUGCCCCGUAGGUGCCCCUUUUCCCCCCAUUUUGAUGCCAUUCCAUGGAUCUAAGGUAUGUUGUACAUACUGCCCAGAGUUGUCUUGCAAGUUAAGGCUUCCCUUUACUAUAAGACUAUAAAUAAUAAACAAAAAAAGCCAAAAUUCCACUUA
Molecule: messenger RNA, 1422 nt
Organism: Passer domesticus (house sparrow)
Lineage: Eukaryota; Metazoa; Chordata; Aves; Passeriformes; Passeridae
Gene: MAX
Product: MYC associated factor X
Biological process (GO): positive regulation of transcription by RNA polymerase II
Cellular component (GO): RNA polymerase II transcription regulator complex
Molecular function (GO): protein dimerization activity; DNA-binding transcription factor activity
Source: RefSeq, a predicted model, not a curated record